AUGGACGACGAACUAUCUCAAAAUGAUAGAUCAGAUAACACCGUGGAGCAAAAUGAUGUUCCUGUUAUUAUAUCCAAAGAACAAAUUGAUUUUAAAAAUAAUUUAAGCUUAGUGAAUGAAAAUGUAGGCUACCAUGAUACAAUAAAUAAUUCUAUUCUAGCAUAUAAGAGAAAUAUAUAUCAUUCAUUUCAGCAAGGGAAUACAGAAUUUUCAUCUGGUUUAAAUUUACAAAAUAAUCAAGCGUCUAAUCGUGAACUUUGUGAGACUAGUCAGCAAGCUCCUUGCGUUACAACAGAUCCAUCUUCACUUAAUCAAAACAUGCAUGAAUUAGUCAAGAAUGAAAUGUCGACUGUUUGUUUAGGUUUAACAAAUCCACAGGAUUGUAGUAUUAAGAUUCAAAACCCCCAAGCUUGUGAUAGUAAUACACAAAAUAUUGAUAUUAAUUCAUCCAAAGUUCAUGAAAAUGUUAUAUUACCUUGUAGUCCUACAUCACCAAAAAAUCAGGAGCUUUCAGAAAAUAUAUGUGAUGAUAGCAUUAUGGAAACACAAAUUCAAGAAAAUGUAGUAACAACAGUAAAUGAGAAUAGUGAACGAUUAACUAAUGUCGAUAAUAAUACAGUUUAUAGUAAAAUUUAUGAAAAAGGCUCAAAAUUGGAUUUUAAUCAACCUCUCUCAACUACUAAUAUUACAGACAAUGAUACAAGUAAAUUUAAUAUUGAAAAUAGUUUAAACAAUAAUGAAAGAAGUCAAAAUAAUGUAGAAAGCAUUGAAACUGAUUCACAAAAUGAACAACAAAAUAAUAUUGAAGAAGCAAUGGAAAUUACAGAAAGCUCUUAUGACAUACUAACUAAUAAAUACUUUAGUGAUAAAAUUAUUGAACUCUCUAGGCUAUCCACUAAUACUGUUAUAAGUAAUCAAAAUUACUUUCGUGGUUGCAAGUGGUCUCCAGAUGGGACUUGUAUUUUGUCAAUAAUUAAUAAUAAGGGUAUGCAAGUCACAGAACUUCCUAGAGAAUUAUAUUCUAAUGAAAAUGUGUCUACGGAAAGACCUGUUGAUAUUUUAACACCUGCACUUCGUAUCAAAGAAGCUGGUUUAGUUUAUGAUUUUGAAUGGUAUCCAAAAAUGAAUAGUUAUGAUCCUGCUACUUGUUGUUGGAUUACAAGCAUUCAGCAUGGACCUGUGCAGCUAUGGGAUGCUUUUGAUGGAUCUCUUCGCAGUUCAUACCGAGGCUAUAAUGAUGUGGAUGAAGUUGAAGCUGCUUUAUGUACGCGAUUCAGUCCCAAUGGAGAUAAUAUAUUUGCUGGAUAUAAAAAAUCAAUUAAGUUAUUCGACACGGAUAGACCAGGGAGAGAUUAUCUAAAUUUCCGAAUUAAACAGCCAGCUAGUUGUUUAGCAUUAAAUAGUUUUGGUAAUUUACUUGCUGUUGGAUCAUGGCAUCGAACAGUAACUCUGAUGUCUGUAAAUAGUGGUGACUUGAUUCAAUUUGAUACAAUUUAUGGUCACAAAGGUGGCAUUACGCACUUAAUGUUCAUGGAUGAUUCUUCCAAUUCCACAAAUUAUCUUUUAUCAGGAGCACGAAUGGAUCCUACUUUAUUUCUGUGGGAUAUUAGACAGACUAUGAAACCUGUACGAACUUUUUGUAGACAAGUGAUAUCAAAUCAAAGAAUUUAUUUUGAUUUAUCGCCAUUUAAUAAUAAUUGGCUAGUUAGUGCUAGUACAAGUGGCUUAUUGAGAGUUUGGAAUUUAAAAACUGAAAAAGAGUUUAAGUUCCCAGUGCACAAUGACUGCUGUAAUGGAGUAUCGUUCCAUCCAAGUAGACCUAUAAUAGCAACAACAAGUGGUCAAUAUCAUUUUGCACAAGAAGAUACUUUGAAUGACGAUGAAAGUAAAAAAAAUUCACAAGGUGAUAAUAAUGAAAGUAUUUUAGAAGACAAUAUGCAAACAUGUAAGAAGACUGAAAACUCUAUGGUAUUUUGGUGGGUAAGUGAUAUUACAGGGUCAACAAAUAAUGAUUUAGAAAUAUAA
Molecule: messenger RNA, 2025 nt
Organism: Ctenocephalides felis (cat flea)
Lineage: Eukaryota; Metazoa; Arthropoda; Insecta; Siphonaptera; Pulicidae
Product: telomerase Cajal body protein 1-like
Exons: 6
Coding region: 1-2025 (674 amino acids)
Biological process (GO): Cajal body organization
Cellular component (GO): Cajal body
Molecular function (GO): protein binding; RNA binding
Source: RefSeq, a predicted model, not a curated record